UUUUUUUUUUUUUUAUAACAAAAUGACCGUUACUAGUCCCCAUUCUGAAACCGCCAGAAAGGCUAUGGCUCUCUUGAAAGAAUAUGCUGAUAACUUGGAUGGUUGGCAUUUAUCUCAAGAAAAGGAUUGCGUCAAGUUAUACAACAAGACAGUCGACACAAGUCCUGUGGCCAUUGUUCGUGGUGAGACUGUGCUUGAGGGUCAUACCUAUACACCUCAGCAAGUAGCUACUGUAGCUACUUUACCAGGCUGUAGAAAGAUCUGGGAUGAGAAAUACGAUACAUCUGAAAUCAAAGCCAUGUAUGGCCGAUACGAAGCUUUGUUUUGGGUCAAGCUCAAGGCACCUUGGCCUGUCAGUCCUCGUGACAUGGCUGCUACUUCUUACCGUGAAAUCUCUGAAGAUGAAUGCUAUAUUGUCAUGACUUCAGUCCAAGAUGUUUUGAUUCCUCCUGUGUCUGGCUGUGUUCGUGCUAAUUUGAUGAUUUCCGGCUGGAAGAUUGUCAAGACAGAAGUUGGUGUUGCUAUUACCUAUAUCACGCAAGUUGAUUUAGCUGGUUCUAUUCCUUCUUCUUUUCUUAAGAGCAUCCAACAACAGGUGCCUCUCUGUGCUGGUUCGGUCGUCAAGUAUAUUCAGGAACAUGGCUAUGCACCUACAUCUGUGGAGUGUUCUGCUGAGUUUAAAUCCGAAAGUUUUGAACAUGCAAAGAAAGAAUAUGCGGCUAGUUUGGAUGGUGUAGGUAACUGCAGCUGGUUGAUCUCUAGAAAGAUGUACCCUUCUGGAUUCAAGGUGUCUCUUACCGGAACUGCUUCUGAACAAACAGAGGAUGCUUCUAGUGGUGAUAAACUACUUGUUAUCUCUGGUAUUCAAGGACCUGUUACUGUCAAAAUCAACAAGGCUUAAUAAAUUCAAAUGCAGAAAGCAUGUUUUUUUCGAAAAUAUGGGUAAUCUUUAGUGGCGAUCAAAGAAUAUAGGCUGAUCUUGAAAUGAAUAUAGUUCUGCCGGGCCAUAUUUUUUUAAUUGAUAUCAUGAUAUAAUUAGCGUCUUUUUUCAUAACAAGGAUUAUUUCUCACACAAUGUUGUUUUCAGUCAAUAUUCAGCUUUUUACAGCAACAAGUUACCCUGAGGGAGGAUAUAUAUAAUAAAAAACCCGGCACUUCCACGUGCUGCUUUUUCUUUCAAUGUGACACUCGCAAGGAUUAAGAGACCGAAUUUCGAAAAAAAACCUUGAUCCCAAUAUAAAGUGUACAAGAUACGUGAGUGAAUAGAAAUCCUUGGCAGAAUCAAAGACUAAAAAUAAAUUGUGUUUAAUUUUCUUUGAUUUCC
Gilbertella persicaria is the source of this 1324-nucleotide messenger RNA. RefSeq lists its product as uncharacterized. Gene Ontology annotation, molecular function: lipid binding. Bases 23 to 901 code for a protein of 292 amino acids. NCBI's taxonomy places the organism in Eukaryota, Fungi, Mucoromycota, Mucoromycetes, Mucorales, Choanephoraceae. The record is from RefSeq and is a predicted model, not a curated record. The transcript is spliced from 2 exons.